AUGAGCGCCAACACUCCCCGCACGUCUUUGCGCCAGGGCUUGCGGCAAGCUCCUAAAGCAAACCAGCCCUUUAUACCAGAUACUGCCCCUGUCAGGCGGUCCCAUAUGAAUGCGAAUCAGUCACCACAGCCGCCGUCAAGUCAAGCACAUUCGACCACCCCAAUCAACCCGAACAGCCCUCAGCCUAGCAUUGACAAUUGGGAAGGAAAAGAGCCGCGACAAGCUCCCAUGUCCACGCGUGAGGUAGCAACGCCGGGCAACAGACCCGGCUUGUUUGCCAGCGUACAUGAAGUAGGAAAGAUGGCCAAACAACCCGACUUCUACGAUCCGUACUUUCCCCUCCGAUACCUAGAGGUUCCCAAAUCGGAUCACAUAUACAAACGGGCACACUACGGUCUCCAGUCGGGGAUAUCAGACGAAGUCGAUUUUGCGCUAUACCAUCUCGUUCAAAUAUCCAACCAGCGUUGGGACAAAUUCAAAUUUGAGGGGUUCCCACUGCUUGCGGAAACGUUGAUGGAAAAGGCAAUCGAUGUCUCGGUUAUCUGCACCGGAGUAAAGUGGGAAUUGCAGUAUGACUUUCGGCAACCCACUGAUCGUGUUAAUGUUUUGAAUUCACUGCAUGGUACGCGGGAUAUUCUGGAAAAAAUCAAGAAUAUCCCUGUCACAUUGCCUAGUGACACGCUUGAAACAUACGAAUUCAACCACCGUCUGCGUAACGUCAAGGAAGCCACGCUAGUCCUCAGAAACAUGGUCCUCCUGAAGGAGAACGCAUUUUACGUCUCGCGCUAUGCGAAAGGACUACUCAGGGACUUCUUGGUAAUCCUCAUCAACCUUCCCAACCAGCCCCGGCUCAACGAGAUCAAGAACGAUGCCUUGGACAUUGCGGAAGAGGUAACCAAGUUUAUGAGAACGGACCCUGAGGAUCCGCUCUGGAUCUCCCUUGUUCACUGCCUGGAAUCCUCGGACCGUGCUCACGUUGUUCGCGCACUUUGGGCCCUGACUCAUUUCUCUACCGAGCUGGAUGAACCAGAAGCAAACCGAGCCCUGGAGCGUAUAUCGAAACCCACACUGCAACAACUCUACUUCCACACGCUACUCGACGCGGACCGAGAUAUCCUGAGUGGCGCACUUGAUUUCUGGUACCAGUAUACACUUUCGCGCGAGAACAUUGAGCGUAUGAUGGAUGUCUUCAAUCUCUCCGUUAUUUUCGUGCCGCGGAUGAUCGCGCUCUUAACGCACGACGGCCGACCUAGCAAGAAGGAAACCGUUCUACAAGAAGAAAAGGUAGCCCCGCCACCAACGGAAAUCCCUCGAGUGCCUCCUGAGCUUCUGAAAGACUUGAUGGAGCUAUCAGAGCCGGAGCGUAGUUCUCGUUGGCUGCGUUGUUGCUUUGUUGAGGACGCGGACUGUGAGAUCACUCAGAUCGCGUUGUGGCAAGCCUACCAAAGCCGAUUUGCAGACCCUCGUGUCCCCGGCGGUGGUGUUCUUCCAGCAGCUGAAUUCAUCAAGAACGUCAGCACGACCUUCACCAACGCCCAGGCUCAGGUCAUCAAUGGCCCCGGCGCCACAACCAGGUUCAUCAUCAAAGGCAUUCGCCCCCUGGAAACUGCCUACACCUUCCAGGGAUUUCCCUAUAUUUACUGCAAAUGGGCGGACGCUUCGAAGCAAAUGAAACAUUGCCAACGCGCCUUUGCCAGCCCUACAGACCUGCGCAACCACAUCUUCGGAGACCACAUGAAUCUCAAGCCGGCCGACACACCCGGUCAUUUCAAUCUGGACAAGGCUGAGUCCGCGACCCAUACCUGUCUCUGGGAUAACUGCACGAAAUUUCGCUCGUCCGGUCCCAGCGAUAACACUGCUAUGGUUGCAGGCCACGUUUCGUCACAUCUGCCUGAGGAGCGACCCACAGACGCCGAAGCACCAAUUUCCAAGCGUGCUGUGCUCCAGGAGCGUAUCGUGCGCAAAUGGUUCUACGUGGAUACGCCAGUGAACGAACGCGGCGAGCCCAUCGGGGUGGCCUACAAAGCGGCUCUCGUAUUGCGCAAUCUCGCAAGAAACCUCCCAAGUGGCAUCGCUCCCGAAUACAACGGGCUUCCAUGGAAGAAGGCCGUAUUCCUCAGCAACCGUCCCAAGAUUGUCGAGAUAUGGGAUCGUAAUCGAUCAUUACGCAAGGAACUCACUGAACUGAUCAUGAUCAUAGAGAGAGAGGAUUACUAUUAA
Molecule: messenger RNA, 2220 nt
Organism: Aspergillus steynii IBT 23096
Lineage: Eukaryota; Fungi; Ascomycota; Eurotiomycetes; Eurotiales; Aspergillaceae
Product: putative chromatin remodeling complex subunit (Rsc9)
Exons: 3
Coding region: 1-2220 (739 amino acids)
Biological process (GO): regulation of DNA-templated transcription
Molecular function (GO): DNA binding
Source: RefSeq, a predicted model, not a curated record